GCUUAUAUCGAAAAUACCGGGGCAAAAGCGGAGUGAUAUCGGAUACAUGGGAGGACAAUAGCCCGGCGACAUUUACGGCAUGGAAAGCAGGGGAACCUUCUAAAGGAAACUGUACUCGAAUGAACUAUCAUCUGUUUGACAAUGAUUAUACCUGGGAAACUGAAGACUGUGAACUCAAACUCGCUGAGUAUUUUGUCUGUGAGCGACAUAUUCAGAAAGUUUCAGUUAUUGAGGAAAACUAUUUGCCCAGAAAAAGUGAGUGGAUAUACAUUCCGGCGGCAUUGAUAGAUGGAUACUAUGUAGACUCGUUUAAAGACUUUUUUAAAUACAAUGGAACGGUAAAUACAACAUACUCUGGUAAAAGCUGCCAGAGAUGGGAUAAAAAUAUUCCGCAUUCGCAGACUGCAUAUGGUUACCAGUUUCCUGAAGACGAAUUGGUGACAGCCAAUGCUGCAAAUUACUGUCGUGAUCCAUAUGAUAAUGGUUAUCUUUGGUGCUUCACUACAGAUCCGAGAACUCGAUGGGAGCCUUGUAUACUAAAAGAUAAGAAGAAAGACGGCCAUGGGAUUGCGUAUAAAAGGUUUCAGAAGGUAUUGAACCACACAUACACUGGAAAGUCUUGCCAACUUUGGAACGAACAAUUUGUUGCUUCCGAUCAAAGUCUUUACUCCGAUGUUAUUUUCGAAGACAACAACUGUCGUGAUCCUUUCGAUCAAGGCUUCAUAUGGUGCUUUAUCUCUGGUGGCGGAUGGGAACCAUGUGAUGCGAAUGAAGCAUACCUGAACCAAAGCGAAAUAAACGAUCAAUUUGGGUAUAUAACAAACGAUGAGCUAUUCACAUGUACGGAUGGACAAAACAUUUCAAUGAUUAGGAAAUGUGACGCUAAAUUUGACUGUAUGGAUUACUCCGACGAGGCCAACUGUUGGAGAAACAUCAAUCUACAAGAACUUGCGCCUGGAAUGAAAAUUUCUUCUAACAUACCGUUUGGUUUCGAAAAUGGUUCUUAUUUCUGCUGCAAUAGAACAUUGGAAUGGAUAUCUAUUACCGAGUUUUGUGACGGUGUGGUCGAUUGUUUGGAUGUCUCGGAUGAAAUCAACUGUAAUCAUAGUGUUGGUGGAAAAGAAAAUGGUAGUUUCAUACAGUGCACUAAACAAAUCUUUUAACAAAACAUCUAAUAAUGUGUAAAAUAUCUUUUAAAAAUACAAUAUCAAAAUUGUUAGUAAUAGCAUA
Molecule: messenger RNA, 1230 nt
Organism: Mercenaria mercenaria
Lineage: Eukaryota; Metazoa; Mollusca; Bivalvia; Venerida; Veneridae
Product: plasminogen-like
Exons: 6
Coding region: 120-1163 (347 amino acids)
Molecular function (GO): endopeptidase activity; signaling receptor binding
Source: RefSeq, a predicted model, not a curated record